GGUACUCCCCCUCACCUACAAGAUGGCUAACAGAAUCACAGCUCCCGAGUUGGAGCAAUUCAUAGUCGCUACUGUUGAGUUGACUGGCCGCGUACUAGGAGCAGGUGCUUAUGGCAGUGUGGAGGAGGUAGAGAUACCUGGAGCAACGGUAGCUGCCAAGAAACUGCACCAACAGCUUGUCAACCUGGGCUCUCCACAGCAGGUUGAGAAAUGGGUGAAUGAUUUCGUGGAGGAGUGUAAGCUGAUGAGCCAGCUCCGUCACCCUCACAUAGUACAGUUCCUGGGGGUGUGCUAUCUCCCUGGAGCCCAACUCCCCGUCCUACUGAUGGAGAAGCUACAAACCAGCCUCGACAACCUUCUGGAAACCAGCCCCAACAUUCCUAUUGACCUCAAAGUGCACCUUCUGACGGGGACUGGCCGAGGAGUGGUCUAUCUGCACAGCCGCACUCCACCCAUUGCCCAUCGUGAUCUGUCUGCCAAGAACAUUCUAGUCGAUAACGGUCUCAAUGCCAAGAUAGCAGACUUGGGUGUUUCUAGGAUUGUGAACAUUCAGCCUGGCCGGCUAGCUGCCUCGAUGACUCAAAUGCCAGGCACUGGUGUGUACAUGCCACCAGAGGCAGCUCAAGAGGAAGGGGUCACACGAUACAACACUGCCAUAGACAUAUUCUCCUUCGGUGUGGUAUCUCUCUUCACACUGACGCAAACCUUCCCCAAAGAUCUCAAACCUGCAACAUAUCGAGAUCCUGCUACUCGAAGGAUUGUUGGCCGAUCAGAAAUCGAACGUCGUGAACAUUACAUCAUUCCAAUGAAAGCAGCUCUUGGUGAGACCCACACCCUAGUCCAGUUGACCCUCGCUUGCCUGGAGUAUGACCAAGAAGAUCGACCAUCUGCUGCGGUGGUGUUGAGAGGAUUGGAGGAGGUUGGAACAACACUCCCUCAGAACUGCACCCAAACCAAGCUGGAACUGAUUAAACAGGUGUCUGUGAAGGAUGAAGAGAUACAGCAAGUUGCUGCUGAGAAGCAAGCUCAAAACACUCAAUUACAAGCAUCUAUCGAUCGUCUUCAAGCUGAGAAACGAGAGCAAGUUCGUGGACUGGAAGAACUGACGACUCUCCAACAAGAGCAGUUGGAAGUACAACGCAGAGAAAUUGAUCGUCUCUCCAGUUCAGUGAGGUCUACACAGAUACAGCCUCAGGAGGACACACCUCAGGGCUCAGGACAGAGAAAGGCAACCACAAACAAAACCACACAACCAAUCAAGAUUGUUGAUUCGAGCACUGGAAACGCAUUGCUACCACACAAGUGGACCACACCACAACCAACUGUUCCUACUGCCAUCACCUUCAACUGGACAACAUGCAAGGACAUACCAAGGAAGAUCGAUGUGUACGGUCAACCUGUGACUAUCAACGGGAAGGUGUACAUGAAGGGCGAGAAUAACGGGACUAAGACUGUGCUAGUGUACACACCAGAUCAGGAUAGCUGGGAUGAUCUGCCACCUCCUCCAGUGAGGGAAUUCACCUUAGCAACACUGAGAGGUCGACUGCUAGUGGUCGGAGGUCUGGACAAGUCUACUAAUAACACGAAUACCAUCCUAACAUUCGAUGAGAGCUCUCGACAAUGGGUCCAGUCACUUCCCCGCAUGCCAAAAGCAUUAACUGAUCCAGCAGUUGUUGAAUAUCAGAACCAUCUGAUCGUUAUAGAUGGAGUUGACUCAAACGACACUAUGAUAGCUGACGUGAACAUUCUGAACACAAGUAAUAAAUGGAUCACAGCCGAACCACUUCCCAGCACUGGUGACUACAGCACUUGCCUAAUUGGAGACACACUGUAUCUUGUAGGUCAAAACACUAAAGAAGUGUUUCGAGCUCAUGUACCCUCCCUCAUAUCACGAGCCAGUUCUGGUGUGUGGGAAUCUGUAGCAAGUGUGCUAUUCUAUCAGUCGUCUCCCAUCGCCAUCGGCAACACCCUCCUGACUGUGGGGGGUAGUAAUGAAGCAUAUGGAGGUAACGAUACCUCAAGCAUCCAUCUGUACGAUCCCACUAAAGACCAGUGGACACAAUGUGGUGACCUUCCCGAGGAAAUGUACUAUUGUUAUUGCAUUGAACUAUCUGGUAAACUGUGUGUACUUGGUUGUAUCACUAUCAGAUCUGUGUACACAUCAAUCCCAUCCAUUACACACUAGUAGUUAAUUGGAAUUCCAUGUUUAUUAUAUAAUUUUAAGCAUCAUUAUCGUACAAUUAUGUGUCAGUUGAUUGAAUAUUGUUUCUGA
This is a messenger RNA of Halichondria panicea, 2272 nucleotides long. Its product is annotated as probable serine/threonine-protein kinase drkD. The transcript has 3 exons. Lineage: Eukaryota; Metazoa; Porifera; Demospongiae; Suberitida; Halichondriidae. The record is from RefSeq and is a predicted model, not a curated record. Bases 23 to 2185 code for a protein of 720 amino acids. Gene Ontology annotation, biological process: protein phosphorylation. Gene Ontology annotation, molecular function: protein binding; protein serine/threonine kinase activity; ATP binding.